AUGCCUUCACCACCAAAACCGUGGGAACGAACAACAAAUACAAAUGGCUCUUCAAGAUUAACCAGUACACCACUUACUGCAGAACCGGUUUCGCUCGAUGGUACAACGGCACCUGCUGUUCCCGCCAGACCGUCAACUAUGAGCAGCAAUACAGCUGUACCAGCAAUUAACAGAGGAUACGGUGCAUAUGGCAGUGGUGCCUAUGGUAGUGGUGCAUAUGGUAGUGGUGCCUAUGGUAGUGGUGCCUAUAGUUCAGGAUAUUCACCGUAUAGCACAUAUGGAGGGAUGAAUUCAUACAACUCACAUAGUGGUUACAGUCCUUACAAUCGAUAUGGAACAUAUUCCUCUGGAUAUUCACCGUAUAGUCGUUAUAGUAGCUACGGAGGUGGUGGUUAUAGUGGCUAUGGAUCAUAUGGCUAUAACAGAUACGGAACAGGUGGAAUGAUGGGUGGUCCUAACGGGCCAAUAAAUCCCGAAGAGAUUCCAUUAACGCAACGCAUGGAAGCCAGCACAUCGGCCGGUUUUCAUAUGAUAGAGUCGGUGGUGAAUGCAUUUGGCGGGUUCGCAUCAAUGUUAGAAUCGACGUUCUUUGCCACCCAUUCCUCGUUUAUGGCGAUGGUUGGUGUGGUUGAGCAGUUUGGGAAUCUACGUAACUACCUGGGUCAGAUAUUGAGUGUGUUUGCGUUGGCUCGAUGGUUGCGUAAAAUAUUUUACAAGUUAACUGGUCGAGCGCCGCCCGUCAACCCUAAUGAAAUAACCUCAGUUCACUUUGAGCAAUUCCAAGAUUCUCGACGAUCUCGUCGACCUUUGUUCUUUUUUUUACUCGCGAUAAUCGGCAUCCCAUACGCAAUACACAAAAUUAUUCAAAUUCUUUUACGUCGUUACGAAGCAAAACAUAUGAUCAAUACCCCAAUUCCCGCGUCAUCAUUUCCCGAUGAAACCCAAGGCCAGAUGAUUAAACAAUCAACAACCUCUGGUGCGGUAUCGCCACAAAACCUGGAGUUCUGUCGUGCGCUUUAUGAUUUCCAAGCAGAGUCACCCGUCGAGUUGAGUUUCAAACGUGGUGAGAUUAUCGCAAUACUUAGUAAGACUGAUGCGUGGGGACAACCAUCGGAGUGGUGGCGAGGUCGUGUACGUAAUGGAAGUCAGGGAUUGUUCCCGUCUAAUUAUGUGGAGAUUAUUAAUAAAGGUGGUGGCAGUAUUAGUGGUGAUUCAGACACGAAGAAUCCUGUACAAAGUUGA
This is a messenger RNA of Ambispora leptoticha, 1242 nucleotides long. The record is from the annotation of a GenBank genome assembly. Lineage: Eukaryota; Fungi; Glomeromycota; Glomeromycetes; Archaeosporales; Ambisporaceae.